AUGGGGGCCCUCAUCGCGCACUACAAGGCAAAACACGAGCCAGCAGCCUCGCUGGGAGAAGAGACUCGAGCUAGUUUUCUUGCCGAGCUGGAGGAUCUCAAAGGAGAGCAGGAUCAUUCGAAAAAAGAGGCGGAUAAACAACGGGCUGCAAAGAAUCGCGAAACUGCCAACGGGAUAGAAACCCGUUGGAAGAGCCAUUGGAAGCACUGUGAGAAAGACCUCAUCGAGGCCUGCAAGGGAGACUUGUGCAGACGAAAGCUCCGAAUGGGGCUACUGGCCUACCCGCCUGUCCCUCAGCUCCCAGACCCAGAUUUUUUCGUGAAGCCGCCCGCCUGCGUUCCUGUUAUGGACGGGGAUGCGCCGGCCAGACCGCCAAUCGGACCGUUUAUCCAUGGCGAUUUGUCAGAUUACACGCCUGUUACAAAACCAUGUGGACAGCCAGAGAAGGGAGAGGCAGUGGACGAGAACGAAGUGUACCAUGACCUUUUGACAAAUCUUGAUGAGAGUCGCUGGGGUUGUGGUGAUGCCGCCACCGUACUCAGUAACCUCAAAAACCACCUCAUCAGUAACCAAUCGGCCAAACAGGCUCCCAACCUCGAAUAUGAAAACGCUUUAAACCCGCCCUCCCUUUUCUUCACUGUGCCAGGCAUAGCCUGGUAUUUGUCCGGCACCAAGUCAGUGGAUGCGCAUACCAGGUCCACUACACCAGCCGCGCAGGCGGCGACUCAUGGUGAUAAAAAUACGGUUGCCAAACUUGAACUGUUCUUGAAGGUCCACGGUACCUCCAUCAAGGGAAUCCAAAGUGCCUGGCACAAGCUGGCCCACCUGGACGCUGACAAGCUGGGGAAGGACGAUUUCGAUAGACGAGAGAUUCAGACUUUGACAGCAGCGAUAUGGACACGAGUGAGCGACGCCGCGUUCUGGCAGGACAAGUGGGCCGGGGGUCCUUCACAUCUCGAAUACGUGCACAAGUCCGGUCGAUCCAUACUCGAGAUGGCAAAGGCUUGGGAAAAAUGGGAUGCCGAAGCGCGAACCGUGAAUUUCCCCUCGCCCAUGUGCUUGGGUAAAUCAGUCCCUCCCACGGCUACACACUCCCUCCGGCUUUACAAAGAAUAUGUUCUUGCCCCCAAAAGCCACCCCGUCAACUUUUACGAAGAGGCUGUAGACUCAUGGCUAGCUGCCAUACAGCAGUCACCUGGCUCAGCCGACGACCGACAGAACGGAGAGGCGUGGACUGCAGCAAAGGCAGCAUACGCCAGAAUUGCAAAUGCAGUGCAAGCCGCGGAAAGAAGCAUUGCGCAAGAGGACAAAACGAAAACUUUCGACGAGUUUUCGGCUUUUAUCGCACACGAGCGCGAUUUGGAAAUGGCGCCAAUGCCUUUUCUGUGCUUGGUUGACCAUUACUUCCUGUCCGAAUAUUGCCGGGAGUUUGUAAAACAAGCCAUCCUUGACGCGAUAAAGAUAUUCGGCAGCAUAAUCGGGGUAGACGAAGAUUUGGCCAUGGCAUUCGCCCAGGCUUUAGCCUGGAUGGCCACGUACCAAGCAAUUCAAGCCUUUCUUGAACGAGGCUGGGUGUUCCCGCACGCGGAGCUUGAACAGACAAAGAAGAGAAUUCACCGUCUGCAGUUUAAACACGACCUAAGCUUGAAACACGAAAUGGAGCCCUACGACGAUUCGAGGGAGUGGUUGGCCAGGAAGGAUAUUCCUCACCAGGAAGAUCUCGAGCUCGAGGACAAACGCGAGGCCUGGAGAAUCCCAUUGGAGAAUCGCGUAGGGGAUGCUGAUGCACUUUUUUUGUCUCUGUCUAUCGGUUACGGUCUAAUCCACAGGGGGGCGGAUGUUGACGAGGAAGGAGAUUCCCAAGCAAUGGAAGUUGACUAG
Molecule: messenger RNA, 1881 nt
Organism: Pyricularia pennisetigena
Lineage: Eukaryota; Fungi; Ascomycota; Sordariomycetes; Magnaporthales; Pyriculariaceae
Exons: 2
Coding region: 1-1881 (626 amino acids)
Source: RefSeq, a predicted model, not a curated record